Molecule: messenger RNA, 207 nt
Organism: Lichtheimia ornata
Lineage: Eukaryota; Fungi; Mucoromycota; Mucoromycetes; Mucorales; Lichtheimiaceae
Exons: 2
Coding region: 1-207 (68 amino acids)
Source: RefSeq, a predicted model, not a curated record
AUGGGAACGGUAUCCAAGGUCUCACAAAAUUUUUGGACACAGCCCAUGAGCUGCCCAAUCCACGUAGCAUCCGUUUUCCAGUAUCCCGUGUUGGUGUUCCGAGAUGUGAUUAUCCCAAAGAUACAAAACAAUGCUUUCAAUGGCGCAGUAAAGAACGUUGUCGGGCAAAGUUGUGAUCCCCAUCAUGGUUGCGCAGUUGGUGAGUAA